Ictalurus punctatus (channel catfish) is the source of this 2514-nucleotide messenger RNA. Its product is annotated as myosin heavy chain, striated muscle. The record is from RefSeq and is a predicted model, not a curated record. NCBI's taxonomy places the organism in Eukaryota, Metazoa, Chordata, Actinopteri, Siluriformes, Ictaluridae. The coding region runs from base 21 to 2486 and encodes 821 amino acids. The transcript has 20 exons. Gene Ontology annotation, biological process: regulation of transcription by RNA polymerase II. Gene Ontology annotation, molecular function: DNA-binding transcription factor activity, RNA polymerase II-specific; RNA polymerase II cis-regulatory region sequence-specific DNA binding.
UGUUGACUUGGACUUUCUAAAUGACAGGCUGUUUAACCGAGUUGAGUGCUACAGUGCAGAAUUUAAAGAGUUUAGCUCUUGCUCGGGCGGCAGAUCUUCCACUGCGCCCCCUGCUAUAUGCGAGUGGAACUGCAGCCGCGGUCGCAGGAGUUUAUUAUUAUAUUAUGAAGCGUGGCGACGGGGAGAGAACAGCGGACACAACUCUCACCGAGGACCCAGUACAGACCCAGCUCUCUGCAGUAGAUGUUUCUUUGCUGGAUCCAGGCUUGAUGUCUGAUGUGGAUGGAGUCCAUGUCACACAGACUGACAGCGCUGUCCCUCAGGAGUCUCUUAGCGAGGCUGGGGAGAAGAAUCAGAAGGUGGAGGUGUCCAGUGCUCCGGUGCACAGCAAGAGGUCCAACCUGGAGGACAGAGUGAGGGAGCUGGAGGAACUGCUUUGUGAGGCACACAGAGAGUGUGAGAGAAAAACCAAGGAGUGUGAGCGGGAGCAGGAGGCUCACAAUAUAAUGAAGUUACAGUACGAUGAGAUGAAGGAAACAUCACAUAAUGCGGCGUCACUAAAGGUCUCUCUGGCUGAAACUGAAAGGAAAUAUGAGCAGGUGAUGGAGUCCAAUGCUCAGCUGAAGAAUGAGAACUCUGACCUGGUGUCAGAGGUGAACACACUGCAAGACUCAUUGCAGGAUUUGGGCAUCCUGCUCUCUGAGACACACACGGAGUGUGCUGAGGCAGUGAGGUCAUAUGAGUCGGAGCUGAACCUUCGCAAAUAUGUGCAGUCCGAGUACGAUAAGAGGGAGGAAAACUGUAAUAAGAAAAUCAGCACACUAAGGGUCACGCUUGUUGCAGCUGAUAGGCAAUACGAGCAGGCGAUGGAGUCCAUUGCUCAGCUGGAGAAGGAGAACUCCAAGCUGAUGUCCGACGUGAAGACACUGCAAGACUCGAUGCUGGAGUUGGACGAAGAGCUAUCUGUGACCCGGAUAAGGUGUAAUGAGAUAAUAAGAGAGUGUGAGGGAAAAACCUGGGAGUUGGGCAUGCUGCAGUCUGAUUGCAAUGAGAUGAAGGAAACUUUACUAAAGGAGUGUGAGAAAGAGCCGGAGAUUCACCGUAUGCUGCUGUCACAAAACGAUGAGUUGAAGAAGUUGUUAAAUCAGAAGGAGGAGCUACUUAAGGUCUCUCUGGCUGAAGCUGAGAGGAAAUGUGAGCAGGCGAUGGAGCACAAUGCUCAGCUGGAGAAUGAGAACUCCAACCUGAUGUCCCAGGUGAAUACACUGCAAGGUUCAGUUCAGCAGCUGGAGGAAGAGGUCUCUGAGACACACAGGAAGUGUGAAGAGAUAAAGAGAGAGUAUGAGCGGGAGGCACAGUUCAAAGAGAUGAGGGCAACUUUAGAACAGUGCAAUGUGUUACUAAAGGAGUGUGCGCGAGAGAGGGAAGCUCACAGUGUCCUGAAGUUGCAGCACUCUCAAGUGACUUUAACACACACUGAGGAGUCACUAAAGGUAUCUUUAGCUGAAGCCGAGAGGAAAUAUGAGCAGGUAAAGGAGACCAACACUCGUGUGGAGAAUGAGAAGUCGGUUCUGGUGUCCAAGGUGAACCAACUGCAAGACACAGUGCGGGGGUUGACUACACUGCUCGCUCAGACAUACAAGAAGUGUACUAAGGCACUGAGUGUAUGUGCCAUAGCGAAAGGCGUUGCUGAUUUUGUGGAGUCCGAGGCCACAAAGCGGGUGACGUUUUUAAUUCAGACAAAAAAAUCACUUGAGGUCGCGCUGGCUGAAGCUGAGCAGAAAUUUGAGAGGGCAAAGGUGGAAAUUACUCAGCUGGAAAAUAAUAAGGCUGAAAUAGAAUCUAAUAUACGUACAUUGCUAGACAUGGCGAGUGACUCAGCGGAACAGCUUUGUGAGACCAGGAGAAGGUGUGAUGAGGUCACAAGGGAGUGUGCGCAAAAAACUCGGGAUUUGAGGAAGCUAGAGUCCAAGUGGAAUUUGUUGAAUGAAACUGUACUAAAGGAUUAUGAGGCAGGGUGUGUAGCUCACGGUGUCCUGAGGGUACAGUACAAUGAGCUGAAGGAACAGCAUGAGGAGUUACUAAAGGAGUGUGAGAGAGAGAGGGAGGCCCAUAGUGUCCUGAAGUCUCAGUAUGAUCAGAUGAAGGAAACUUCAAUGCAAUCAAAUGCUCAGCUGGAGAACGAGAAAUCAGACCUGAUGUACCACGUGCAUAAACUGGGAGGCAGAGUGCAGCAGCUGGAGGAACUGCUGUAUGAGGCAGACAUGACCUGUGGUGCUAUAAAGCAGGAGUGUAAGCGUGAGCGGGAAACUCACAGUGACCUGAAGUUGUCGUAUGAUGAAAUGAAGGAAACUCAAUCACACAACAAGGAGUCACUAAGAGUCACUGUGGCUGAAGCUGAAGGGAAAUAUGGGCCAGCGAUCAAGUCCAGUGCUCAGCUGGACAGUGAGAAGUCUGACCUGAUGUCCCAGGUGAACACACCGUGAAGCUCAGUGCAGCAGCUGGAGGAAGAGG